UAUCAACCACGGAUGGUGUAUUGAGUAGUUUGUUGUAAUUGUAAUCAAAUUGGAGGUGGACGAGGGUUUAGAGAGCGAACGGCGAGAAUCGAGAAAGUUCAAAAAUGGCUUCGUCGAAGAGUGGUAGCGGAGCGAUGACUCUAGAGAGGAUGAGCGUUGAACAGUUGAAAGCAGUUAAGGAACAAGCAGAUAUGGAAGUUAACCUUCUUCAAGACAGUCUCAACAAUAUCGGCACCGCAACCACUCGUCUUGAACUCGCUACCACCGCUCUCAACGAUCUCUCUCUCCGUUCCCUCGGUAGUAAAAUCCUUGUUCCUCUCACCGCUUCCCUCUACGUUCCUGCUACUCUUCAAGAUCCUCAUCACGUUCUCGUCGAUAUCGGAACUGGUUAUUUCGUCGAGAAAACCAUGCCUGAAGGAAAGGAUUACUGCGAGCGCAAAAUCAAUUUACUCAAAUCUAACUUUGAUCAACUUGUUGAGGAAACGAGCUUAAUCAUUUUGGCUAAACUAUAAUGAAAUCUUGUUCAAGAAAAGUUCAUGAUGUAAUUACAAAUGCAGGUUGCGUCCAAAAAGAAAAAUGUCGCGGAUGAAGCUGGGGUUAUUUUACAGGCAAAAUUGAAGCAAUUAGCAUCGUCAUCCUAAAGUUAGCUGGUUUAGAAUUCAAUUACUUUUUAACAACGCGUUGUAUGUGUACCAUAGAAAAUCAUAACAGUGGUGUUAGAGUUGGUUAUGAUAUAUGUUGUUGAAACCUUUUAUUGAAAGAAUUCCCUUUUUUGUUGUGAUGGUUCAGAACAUUAGUUUGAAACUAUUGGAACUGUAUUUAGAAAAUCUAGUUGACCAAUGGCAUUCAAGAUUUAAAAGGUUACUGUGGAAAUAAGCAUUGGUCUUUCAAUCACACAAGUCAUUAAUCAGA
This is a messenger RNA of Medicago truncatula (barrel medic), 912 nucleotides long. RefSeq names its product probable prefoldin subunit 5. The record is from RefSeq and is a predicted model, not a curated record. Gene Ontology annotation, cellular component: prefoldin complex; cytoplasm. Gene Ontology annotation, biological process: RNA polymerase I assembly; RNA polymerase II core complex assembly; protein folding. Lineage: Eukaryota; Viridiplantae; Streptophyta; Magnoliopsida; Fabales; Fabaceae. The coding region runs from base 105 to 512 and encodes 135 amino acids. The transcript is spliced from 3 exons.